Molecule: messenger RNA, 2833 nt
Organism: Solea solea (common sole)
Lineage: Eukaryota; Metazoa; Chordata; Actinopteri; Pleuronectiformes; Soleidae
Product: butyrophilin subfamily 1 member A1-like
Exons: 4
Coding region: 132-653 (173 amino acids)
Source: RefSeq, a predicted model, not a curated record
UCCUCCUUCUGCCCCUCUUCUUUUUCUUCUUCAUUCAUUCAUUCUUCAUUCAGUACAAACGAGUUGCAGACACACAGCUGGAGUGUUCUUUUGACUGGGAUUCUUCAAGAGCGGGAAAACCACAGCUCAACAUGACUUCCAUAUCCAUAGCUGUGACUGUGCUCUGGCAUGUUCUCACGUUUUCAAGAGGUCUCUUUCAAGACUUGGAAGAGGUGAUUGUGAAGCCGGGCGACGACGCCCUCCUCGGGUGCCACGCCCCCCCCAACACCGCCAUCACAGGGCUGAUUUGGUCUCGGCCGGGUGCCGACCUGUACGUGCUCUUCUACCGGGACGGACGAGCGCUCCAACAGUACCAGCUUCAGCCGUACCAAGGCCGCGUGGACCUCAGCGACCCAACGAUGGCGAACGGAAACGUGUCUGUGAUCGUGAGGAACGUCAGCGCGGACGACGCCGGAGAGUACAAGUGCUACGUGAGGACGGAGACGACGGGACGCAGGAAGAGGGACAUGGAGCCCAGGAGUGUCGUCCAUCUGAAGGUGGAGGACACUCCGAGCCCCACCCAUGGGGGCGGGUGUGUUUUCGAGGGCGUGUCUUUGUGCUGCAUGUUACCGCUGCUUGUGUUGUUGUCACUGUGCUCAAAGACAUUCCGUUAAAUGUUUAAGCUUCCAUGUUUUGUGUUGUAUUGCUUAUUUAAUCUUAAUUGUGUUAAGCACUUUAUCCUCAACAUUAGGGUCACAAGGGGUGGUGCCAAUCCCUGCUGACAUAGGGCGAAGGCGGGGUCACAGCCUGCAGGUCAUCAGUCAAUCACAGAAAAUUUCCUCCCAAACAAAUCAGAAAAAAACAUUUAUCUGUUAAGUUUUUAUAGUGUUUUUUUGAAGUGGGCGUUUUUGUCCUUAAGGACUUAAGAGUGUGGUAAAAAAAACAAAAACAUUCUAUGUCUAAUCAUAAAAGUCCGGCAUUUUUUUGUAUUCACAGUGAAGCACGAAUGAGCUCUAGCUUGACUCGGUCUAGAGCUGAAACAAUUAAUGAUGAAUCGAUUAAUAAUCGAUUACUAAAUUAACAGACAACUAUCUUGAUAAUCGAUUAAUCGGUUUGAAGCUUUUUUCGUGAUUAAAACAAGAUUUCCGAUUGUUUAAGCUUCUUAAAUGUGAAUAACAAAGAAACCAUUAAAAGUGAAUCAUUUUGGUUUGUGGACAAAACAAAACAUUUGAGAACGUCAUCAUUUCCACGUUUGAUGAACACGAUCAACAUUUUUUAACGUUUUCUGAUAUUUCAUGGACCAAAAUUAUCGUUAGUUGCAGCUGUAACUCAGUCACCUUUGUUUACCAUGACUUGCAACGAACCCCGCCCCCCCCGGGCGGAGUCGUCAUGGCAACGCCCCCCCCCCCACAGGGUGUUGUUGUUGCUGCAGGACUUCGCUCUCACAGUUGUUUUCUCUGACUCUCUCGGUCAUGUCGCAGUAUUUGAGGGAUAUUUUGUUCGUUUCUCUAGCUUUGGUCAUCGACGGUCUAGAGGAGCUAACAGUGAUGUCUGGAAGGGACGCAACUCUUCACUUGGGGUGCAGCGAGGGUGAGGUGACACUGAUAGAGUGGACCAGACCUGACCUACAGCCACUGAAGUACGUCUUCUUGUACCGCAACGCACGUUCAUACGAAAACUACCAGAAUCCAGGUUAUCACGGUCGAGUGGAGCUGAGAAAUCCGGAGAUAAAAGACGGAGACGUUUCCAUCACGGUGAAGAACGUCAGCGUCAACGACGCUGGACUUUACAGGUGUCGAACCAUCGUGAAGGAGAGUGGAAACAACACGGAGUUCAGGAAAGACAUCAACCUGAGAGUCACAGACUCAGGUGAGUCUGAAGGUCAGACCUCUUCAUUAGUCUGGGAUAAAGAAAAUGAGGAUGAAGAAAACAAAGUUGAAGAAAAGUCGGAAGCAGGAAAAUCGGAUGAAAGAAAGUCAGAAGAAGGAAAAUCAGAAAACUCUGUUGCGCUCAUAGCUGGUGUGUCGGCGACUGUGGGAAUUGUUUGUGUUGGGAUUAUUGUCCUCCUGCUCUCAAAGAAGCGUAACAACUCCAAAAAGAGCGUUCCAAGUGAAGCGAAUUAUAAUCUCAUUUAACAAUCGACACAAACAGUGCACAGACAAGAGUUUGUUUCAUGUAUUUUCCACACUUUAACGCACUUUAACACACUGUAUAUGUGAAUCAGUCUGUCAUUGUCAAGCUAAUAAUUGUAAGUUUUAGCCCUGAAGGAAAGUUUGUCCAUCACUGAAGUCGUCUGCAACGAGCACUUUGACAGGAAAUAACAUGGAUGUGUUUUUUAAUGACUUAAAAUAUGAAAAUAUUAUCUUGAUAUCUACAAUAUAAUAUAAUAUAAUACAAUAUAUAAUGGGGUCACACGGUGGUGUAGUGGUGCAGCGAGAAGACCCGGGUUCGAGCCCCGGUUGGAACAAGGGCCUUUCUGCAUGGAGUUUGCAUGUUCUCCCUGUGUGUGUCCGGGUUCUCUCCGGGUUCUCCGGGUUCUCCCACAGUCCAAAAACAUGCAAUGUGGAGAUUAGGUAAAUUGGACACUCUAAAUUGACCAUAGGAGUGAGUGUGAGAGUGAAUGGUUGUGUGUGUGGCCCUGCGAUGGACUGGCGAACUGAACUAAAGUGGUAGAUGAUGAUUGACUGACAAUAUAUAUUAUAAUAUGACAAUACAAUCUUUUGUUUUAUUUCAGUGCAUGAUGUUUAGCAUUGAUUGUAUUGUGAUUGGAAACAUUAUCUGCUGCCAAUCAUCAUCAUGACAUAUUUACACAUUUCACUCUUUGCACCUUCAAAAUAAAGUGAUUUUUCUGACA